This is a messenger RNA of Aureobasidium vineae, 1131 nucleotides long. The record is from the annotation of a GenBank genome assembly. NCBI's taxonomy places the organism in Eukaryota, Fungi, Ascomycota, Dothideomycetes, Dothideales, Saccotheciaceae.
AUGGCAUCUCCUCAGCAAAUCCGAACCACAACGACCGAUCUCCUGAAGAUCAACCACCCCGUCAUGCUGGCUGGCAUGAACGUCGCCGCUGGCCCGAAACUCGCCGCUGCCGUCACAAAUGCUGGUGGCUUGGGUGUCAUCGGCGGAGUUGGCUACACACCAGACAUGCUGCGCGAGCAGAUUGCCGAACUCAAGAGUUAUCUCAAGGACAAGAACGCUCCGUUUGGAGUCGAUCUUCUGCUUCCGCAAGUAGGUGGCAGUGCCAGAAAGACAAAGUACGCGUUGCCCUUCCCAAGCGACCAGGUUGCAGUACUGACGGAAGAUGCNAGCUACGACUACACCAAGGGCAAACUCGACGAACUCGUCGACAUCAUCAUCGACUCCAAGGCCUCGCUCUUCGUCUCCGCCGUCGGUGUUCCCCCAAAGCACAUUGUCGAGAAACUACACAAAGCUGGAGUCCUGUACAUGAACAUGAUCGGCCACCCCAAGCAUGUCAAGAAAUGUCUCGACAUUGGUGUCGACAUGAUCUGCGCCCAGGGUGGAGAAGGAGGUGGACAUACUGGCGAUGUGCCUACAACUAUUCUAAUCCCCACCGUCGUCAAGAUGUGUGAAGGUCACAAGAGUCCCUUAACCGGCAAGCCGGUCCAAGUCAUUGCCGCUGGUGGUCUCUUCAACGGCCAGUCUCUGGCAGCCGCCCUCAUGCUUGGUGCCACCGCCGUGUGGAUUGGUACCCGCUUUGUGCUCAGUGAGGAGGCCGGCGCCAGCAAGGCUCAUCAAGAGGCAGUACGUACCUCUGGCUUCGACGACAAUGUCCGCACCAUCAUCUUCACCGGACGCCCACUUCGUGUACGAAAGAACCCGUACAUUGAGAAGUGGGAGAAUGAGAGACAGGCUGAGAUCAAGAAGUUGACAUCCGAGGGUGUCAUCCCUGUCGAGCACGAUCUCGAAAGCCUAGGUGAUGAUCUUGACGACGACACUAUGGAUAAUGCUCGACCUUUCCUGAUGGGCAAGGCUGCCGCUGUCGUCAACGAACGACAGUCGGCCAAGCAGAUUGUUGAUGAGAUGGUUAGCGACGCUGUGUCAUGUAUUGGCAAGGGCAACAGCAGCAUUGUCAGCAAGAGCAAACUUUGA